UGACCCUUACAUAAAGCGAAAUUAUCCUGUCUUCAGGAGAAGCUGUGGGGUAGGGUGGAAGAAUUGAACCACCUUUGUACUGAACUGCCAGCUGGAGAGUGUAGUCUCCUGCUAGGGAGUGUGGGGUGUGUACUUGAAGCAGAUGGUUGAGAGGACAUUCCUGGGAGGGAGGACUGCCCUGGCAGGGUAGUACUUUGAAUGCUUUUAAGGUCUUCACGGACUGAAAUGGUUCCUAUUCAUUCAUUCAUUGAAAAACAUUUAAUGAUGCCUACCAUGUCCAAGCUCAAUGCUAGACACGGGGAUAAAAAAAAAAAUUAACUGAGACCUAGUGAUCCUGCUUUCAUGGAAUACAAGGUCAGGUAGAGGAGAUGGACAAGGAAAGUGCAAGCUGAGGGCACCUGGGAGAAGGAGCAUGUCUGCAUGUGGGCAGCAGCGUUGUUGACUCUGUCAUUGAGCACAGGCUGGAAGAGUUAACAAGCAUUCACCAGGCUAGACCCGGGGUACUAGAAUAUCCAAAACAAGAAAUCAACAUAUUCAAAGAGUUGUGGUUGAAAGAUGGGUUGUGAGGGGGGCUGUGACUGUGGAAAAGGCUAAAUCAUAGGGAACUAGGGUACUGCUAAAGGCCUUGGACUUUAUUCUUAGCGAUGUGGGGAACCCUGGAGUUACCGACAACCUCCCCGCCACCUAAAGAAUUUUAAGAGGAUUAAGGUGGUCACAUUAGUGUUUUAGAUGGAGCUCUCCUGCUACAAGGUGGAGAAGGGAUAUGAAGAAGAGAAGGGAAGCUGAGAGGACAGUAAAAAGGCUGGCUCAGUGAUCCUGGAGAGUGUGAGGAGGCCUGAACUGAGGUGAGACACCCUGGGGAUGGAGAUGGAGGGAUGAUUCGACAUAUUUCUCUCUUUAUUCUUUAAAUAUUUGUUGUCCUUUAAGUGAAAGUUUACAAAUCAAGUCAGUCUCUCAUACAAAAAUUUAUAUAUACCUUGCUAUAUACUCCUAGUUGCUCUCCCCCUAAUGAGACAGCAUGCUCCUCUCCACCCUCUAUUUCUCUGUCCAUUCAACCAGCUUCUGUCCCUUUCUGCCCUCUCAUCUCCUCUCCAGACAGGAGCUGCCAACAUAGUCUCAUGUGUCUACUUGAUCCAAGAAGCUCACUCUUCACCAGUAUCAUUUUCUAUCCCAUAGUCCAGACCAAUCCCUGUCUGAAGAGUUGGCUUUGGGAAUUUGGGAAUGGUUCCUGUCUUGGGCUAACAGGAUGUCUGGGGACCAUGACUUCCGGGGCCCUUCUAGUCUCAGACCAUUAAGUCUGGUCUUUUUAUGAGAAUUUGAGGUCUGCAUCCCACUGCUCUCCUACUCCCUCAGGGGUUCUCUGUUGUGUUCCCUGUCAAGGCAGUCAUUGGUUGUAGCCGGGCACCAUCUAGUUCUUCUGGUCUCAGGCUGAUGUAGUCGCUGGUUUAUGUGGCCCUUUCUGUCUCUUGGGCUCAUAAUUACCUUGUGUCUUUGGUGUUCUUCAUCCUCUUUUGCUCCAGGUGGGUUGAGACUCAUUGAUGCAUCUUAGAUGGCCACUUGCUAGCAUUUAAGACCCCAGAUGCCACUCUCCAAAGUGGGAUGCAGAAUGUUUUCUUAAUAGAUUUUAUUAUGCCAAUUGACUUAGAUAUCCCCUGAAACCGUGGUCCCCAGACCCCUGCCCCUGCUACGCUUGCCUUCGAAGUGUUCAGUUUUUUCAAGAAACUUCUCUGCUUUUGGUUUAGUCCAGUUGUGCUGACCUCUCCUGUAUUGUGUGUUGUCUUUCCUUUCACCUAAAAUAGUUCUUAUCUACUAUCUAAUUAUUGCAGACCCGUCUCCCUCCUGACUCUCGUAACCACCAAAGAAUAUUUUCUUCUCUGUUUCAACUAUUUUUUGAGUUCUUAUAAUAGUGGACUCAUGCAAUAUUUGUCCUUUUGCAGCUGCCUAAUUUCACUCAGCAUAAUGCCUUCCAGAUUCCUCCGUGUUAUGAAAUGUUUCACGGAUUCAUUAUUGUUCUUUAUUGAUGGGUAGUAUUCCAUUGUGUGAAUAUACCAUAAUUUAUUUAUUCAUUCAUCCAUUGAUGGGCACCUUGGUUGCUUCCAUUUUUUUGCUAUUAUAAACAGUGGUGCAGUGAACAAGGCUCUUAUUUCUCUAAGAUAUAUUCCAAGGAAUGGGAUUGCUGGAUCGUAUAGUAGUUCUAUUUCUAGUUUUUUAAGGAAGCACCAAAUCGAUUUCCAAAGUGGUUGUACCAUUUUACAUUCCCACCAGCAGAAGUGUGUAAGUGUUCCAAGUCUCUCUACAACCUCUCCAACAUUUAUUAUUUUGUGUUUUUUGGAUUAGUGCCAGCCUUGUUGGAGUGAGAUGGAAUGUCAUUGUUUUGAUUUGCAUUUCUCUAAUGGCUAAUAAUCAUUAGCAUUUCCUCAUGUAUCUAUUAGCUACCUGAAUGUCUUCUUUAGUGAAGUGCCUGUUCAUAUCCUUUGCCCAUUUUUUAAUUGGGUUAUUUUCUACGUAUUUCUGAAUUAGAAUUUAUUCACUUAUCCAUUCAAUAUUUAUUAAAUCCCAAUUAUAUGCCAGGCAAUGAAGAUAUAGUAAGAAAACCAAAUUCCUGCCCUCAGUAAGCUUAUAUUCUAUUUCAAGGGGACAAAUUAUAGAUAAGACAUAUAGUAUUUCAGAUGCUGAUGAAUUGUGCUAUGGAGGAAAUUAAAGAUAGGGAGAGGGGGACUAAUUUUAAGUACAGGGUCCCAGGAAACUAUGGGAUGUUAUAUUUGAGCCUAAAUAUGAAGGAGCUGGGGAAGUGACCUAUUGCAGUAUCUGGGAAUAAAGUUGACAAGGGAUUGCAAAUACAAAGACCCUGAGGCAGAGCAUGCCUGGCUAGUAAGUGGGGGAGCAAAGAUGCUGUGGAUGAAGUAGUUAAGGAACCAAAGUGGCAGCUAGAUGAAUCAAAAAGAGAGGGGGGUAGCUAUGUGUGGACAUGUAGGGCCACUGCAAGAACGUAGGCUUUUACUGUGAAAUGAGAAAUCAGUGGUUUGUUUUGUUUUUAAUUAUAGCUUUAUUGAUACGCCCACUGAGCCACUUCCGAAAGAUCACAAUCAUGAAAACCCUAUGGAGCAGUUUUACUCUGCAACCCAUGGGGUCACCAUGAAUUGGAAUCAACUCACUGGCAACUGGUUUGGUUUAUUGAGAUAUAAUUUACAUACUAUACAAUCCACCCAUUUAAAGUGUAAAUUAAAUUGUUUUUAGUAUAUUCACAGAGUUGUGUAAGUACCACCACAAUUUUAGACCAUAUUCAUCACUGUCCUCACCCCCAAAAAACCUGUAUGCUAGGCCACAGCAAUUACUAAUCUACUUACUGUCUCUAUAGAUUUAUGUAUUCAUACAAACGGAAUCGUAUGAUAUGUGGCCUUUUAUGACUGGCUUCUUUCACUUAGCAUAAUGCUUUCAAGGUUCAUCCAUGUUGUGUAGCAUGUGUCAUACUUCAUUUCUUUUUAUGGUAGAAUAAUAUUCCAUUGUAUGAAAAUACCACAUUUUGUUUAUCUAUUUGUCAGCUGGGUUGUUUUCAUCCUUUAGCUCUUAUGAAUAGUGCUGAUAUGAACCUUUUAUUUACAAGUUUUUGUUUGGAUGUAUUUUCAUUCCUGUUGGGUAUAUACCUAGGAAUGGAAUCCUGGGCCAUCUAGUAACUUCGGAGCCCUAGUGGUGUGGUAGUUAAGAGCUUGGCUGCUAACCAACAGGUCAGCAGUUUGAAUCCACCAGCUGCUUCUUGGAAACCCUGUGGGGCAGUUCUACUCUGUCCUGUAGAGUCACUGUGAGUCAUAAUUGACUUGAUGGCAACGGGUUUGGUUUUGGUGUAUGGUAACUUUAUGUUUAACCUUUCGAGGAACUUCAGCCUGUAUUCCAAGGCAACUGCACCAUUCUGCAUUCCUACCAGCAGUGUGCGAAGGUUCCAAUUUUUUCAUCCUUACCAACAAUUGUUACUAUCUGUCAUUUUUAUUCUAACCACUCUAGUGGGUGUGAAAUGGUAUCUCCAACAUUUCCCUUUUGGCUAACGAUGUUGAGCAUAUUUUCAUGUUCUUAUUGGUCAUUUGUAUAUAUCUUCUUUGGAGAAAUGGCUAUUCAGAUCCUUUGCUCAUCUUUUAGUUGGGUCAUUUGUAUUUUUAUGAUUGAGUUGUAAGACUCGGUGAGAGGAUUUGAGAGUAGGAAUAGUAAAAAUUCAUCAGUCGGAGUCAGCUAAGCCAAAGGGGAGAAAUAAGUAUUACUUAUCACCAUUUUGGAAACCCUGGUGGCUUAGUGGUUAAGUACUAUGGCUGCUAACCAAAAGGUCGGCCAUUCGAAUCUGCCUAGGCGCUCCUUGGAAGCUCUAUGGGGCAGUUCUACUCUGUCCUGUAGGGUCGCUAUGAGUCAGAAUCUACUCAACGGCAACGGGUUUUUUUUUUUUUUUUUUUUAAUCACCAUUUUACAAAUACAGAACGAGUCUCAGUUAAAUGAUGCCCAAACACAGUGAAAGGCAGAGCUAGAAUUCAAGCCAAGUUUGAUUCCAGAGGCCUAGCUCUUAGUCUUAACCGUGAACGGAUAGCAGGACCCUGAACUCUUCUUUUAAUUUAGUCCCUUGCCCACCCAAAUCUCCUACUACAUUGCUGUAAUCUCCCCAGCUGUCGACCUGUUGUUGCUAGCCCUACGCUCCUUGCCGAACUUCCUUGGAGGCGCCGGCAGAUGGCGAUGAAGUCCCCGGCAGGCCGCUCUGUCCAACCGGAGUACCUUUGUGGUGCCAGGCUCCUGGCGCCGCCGCACUUCCGGGCGCCGAUCCAGUGAUGAAUUCCCUCCCCUGCUCCUACCAGAAUGCAGAAGGUGUCAGUGCUGCUCUUCCUGGCCUGGGUCUGCUUCCUCUUCUAUGCCGGUAUUGCCCUCUUCACCAGUGGCUUCCUGCUCACCCGUCUGGAGCUCACCAACCAUAGCAGCUGCCAAGAGCCCCCAGGCCCUGAGCCCCUACCCACAGGGCACCAAGGGGAGCCCGGGGCCUGCUGGAUGGCCUCCCGUUUCUCCAGGGUUGUGUUGGUGUUGAUAGAUGCCCUGCGUUUUGACUUUGCCCAGCCCCAAGUUUCACACAUACCUGGGGAACCUCCUGUAUCCCUGCCUUUCCUGGGAAAACUGAGCUCCUUGCAGAGGAUCCUGGAGAUUCAGCCCUACCAUGCCCGGCUCUACAGAUCUCAGGUUGACCCUCCCACCACCACCAUGCAGCGCCUCAAGGCCCUCACCACUGGCUCACUGCCUACCUUUAUUGAUGCUGGCAGUAACUUUGCCAGCCAUGCCAUAGUGGAAGAUAAUCUCAUUAAACAGCUCACCAGUGCAGGAAGGCGCGUGGUCUUCAUGGGAGAUGAUACCUGGAAAGACCUUUUCCCCGGAGCUUUCUCCCAAGCUUUCUUCUUCCCAUCCUUCAAUGUUAGAGACCUGCACACAGUGGACAAUGGCAUCCUGGAACACCUCUACCCGACCAUGGACGGUGGUGAAUGGGACGUGCUGAUUGCUCACUUCCUGGGUGUGGAUCACUGUGGCCACAAGCAUGGCCCUCACCACCCUGAGAUGGCCAAGAAACUUAGCCAAAUGGACCAAAUGAUCCAGGGCCUUGUGGAGCGUCUGGAGAAUGAUACACUGCUGGUGGUGGCUGGGGACCACGGGAUGACCAUGAAUGGGGACCAUGGAGGGGACAGUGAGCUGGAAGUCUCAGCUGCACUCUUUCUGUACAGCCCCACAGCCCUCUUCCCCAGCACCCCGCCAGAGGAGCCAGAGGUGGUACCUCAAGUCAGUCUUGUGCCCACGCUGGCCCUACUACUGGGCUUACCCAUUCCAUUUGGGAACAUCGGGGAGGUGAUGACUGAGUUGUUCUCAGGGAACAAGGACUCCCAGCCCUACUCCUCUGCUCUGGCCCAAGCCUCUGCUCUUCAUCUCAAUGCCCAGCAGGUGUCCCGAUUUCUUCACACCUACUCAGCCGCUACUCAGGACCUCCAAGUUAAGGAGCUUCAGCGGCUGCAGAGCCUCUUCUCCAAGGCCUCUGCUGACUACCAGCGGCUUCUGCAGAGCCCCCAGGGGGCUGAGGCAACACUGCAGGCUGUGAUAGCUGAGCUGCAGCAGUUCCUGCGGGGAGCUCGGGCCAUGUGCAUUGAGUCUUGGGCUCGGUUUUCUCUGGUCCGCAUGGCAGGGGGUGCCACUCUUUUGGCUGCUACCUGCUUUCUCUGUCUGCUGGCAUCUCGGUGGGCAGCCUCCCCCGGGUUCCCUUUCCACUCUCUACUCCUGAUACCUGUGUCCUGGGGUCUGGCUGGGGCCAUAGUAUAUGCUGGACUCCUGGCAACUACUGGGCUGAAGCUGGAUCCAGUGGUUCUAGGGGCUGUGGCUGCAGUGGGCUCACUCCUGCCAUUUCUGUGGAAAUCCUGGGCUGGCUGGGGGGCCAGAAGGCCCCUGGCAGCCCUACUUCCCAUCCCUGGGCCUGUCCUGUUCCUCCAGCUCGUUCGCUGGGCUACCUUCUUCUCUGAUAGCUUUGUUAUAGCUGAGGCCAGGGCCACCCCCUUCCUUUUGGGCUCACUCAUCUUGCUCCUGGUUGCCCAACUUCACUGGGAGGGCCAGCUGCUACCACCUAAGCUGCUUGCAAUACCCCGCCUUGGCCCUUCAACCCCAGCAGGCCCCCCACGGCACAAUGGCAUGCAGGCCCUGGGGCUUGGAGUUGGGUUACUUUUAUGUACAAGGCUAGCUGGACUCUUUCAUCGCUGCCCUGAAGAGACACCUGCUUGCCGCUCUUCCCCCUGGCUGAGUCCUCUGGCCUCCAUGGUGGGCGGUCGAGCCAAGAAUUUGUGGUACGGAGCUUGUGUGGGGGCACUGGUUGUCCUGUUAGCUGCUGUGCGCCUGUGGCUUCGCCGCUAUGGUAAUCUCAAGAGCCCCGAGCCCCCUGUGCUCUUUGUGCGCUGGGGGCUGCCACUUAUGACCCUGAGCACUGCUGCCUACUGGGCGUUGGCAUCAGGGGCAGAUGAAACACCCCCACGUCUCCGGGCCCUGGUUGCUGGGGCAUCAGUUGUGCUACCUCGGGCUGUGGCAGGGUUGGCUGCUUCAGGUCUCGUGCUGCUGCUCUGGAGGCCCGUCACGGUGCUGGUGAAGGCUGGGAUGGGUACCCCAAGGACCAGGACUGUCCUCACUCCCUUCUCAGGCCCCCCCGCUUCUCAAGUUGACCUGGAUUAUGUGGCCCCUCAAAUCUACCGACACAUGCAGGAGGUGUUCCGGGGCCAGUUAGGGAGGACCAACUCUCAGGGCCCCCUGACUGUGGCUGCGUAUCAGUUGGGGAGCGUCUACUCCGCUGCUAUGGUCACGGCUCUCACCCUGUUGGCCUUCCCACUUCUGCUGUUGCAUGCAGAGCGCAUCAGUCUUGUGUUCCUGCUUCUGUUUCUGCAGAGCUUCCUUCUCCUGCAUCUGCUUGCUGCUGGGAUACCCAUCACCACCCCUGGUCCUUUUACUGUGCCAUGGCAGGCAGUUUCUGCCUGGGCCCUCAUGGCCACACAGACCUUCUACUCGACGGGUCACCAGCCUGUCUUUCCAGCCAUCCAUUGGCAUGCAGCCUUCGUAGGAUUCCCAGAGGGUCAUGGCUCCUCCAUCUGGCUGCCUGCUUUUCUUGUGGGAGCCAACACCUUUGCUUCCCACCUCCUAUUUGCAGUAGGUUGCCCAUUGCUCCUGCUCUGGCCCUUCCUGUGUGAGAGUCAUGGGCCUCGGAAGAGGCGGCAGACCCCCAGGAAUGACGCUGAGGCCAGAGUCAGGCCUGAGGAGGAGGAGGUGGAGGAGCCACUGAUGGAGAUGCGGCUUCGAGAUGCACCUCACCACUUCAGUGCGGCGCUGCUGCAACUGGGCCUCAAGUACCUCUUCGUCCUUGGUGUUCAGAUUCUGGCGUGUUCCUUGGCAGCCUCCAUCCUCCGCAGGCAUCUCAUGGUCUGGAAGGUGUUUGCCCCCAAGUUUAUUUUUGAGGCUGCGGGCUUCAUUGUGAGCAGCGUGGGACUUCUCCUGGGCAUUGCUUUGGUGAUGCGAGUAGAUGGUGCUGUGAGCUCCUGGUUCAAACAACUAGUUCUGGCCCAGCAGAGGUAGCUUAGGCUGCAGGAGCUGGCUCCUGGCCACUGAGAGAGCUGGAGAAUAGUAUAGCCUGGCCAGUACUGAUGCCGGAUCAUCUGCAAGAGAUGCUCUGCUACACCUUUUACCACCAUGCAGCCAGAGGCUACUGGCAUUUGGGACUUCACUAUUUUAUAAUUAAGACUCAUAGUGGGGCCUGAUCCCUGAUUCCUGUGUUAGACGCAUGUGAGGGACUGAGAGGUGGUCUCCAAAGUGGAAUAAAAGAAUUUACAUAAACAUGUGUCUGAGAUGUGGGGCACCCCCACUAUCGCAUAGGGUUGGAGGGAGGUGAGUUACCUCCCUCCCAUCUGGCGCAGUCAUCCAGGUGUGCUAUACCUGAGAACCUUUGGGAAGUGGUUGGAGUUGUCUGAAUUCACUGUCCCCACCUCUUCCCACAUCACUUUUAUCUCACAUGCCAUUUUCCUUUGCCAUGCAACACAUUAAGUUCCUAUGCUUUGGCUGAUAACAGAGGUAUGGAGAAGGCUGAAAAGAUAAGCCUAGGUAUCAAGGAGCACACAGACUUGAAAGGGAAAAACUUUGUCAUGCAUUAAGGUACUAACAGGGAAGAUUUCUGUGGGACCAAGUCCCACCUUUUGUGGUCCCUUAAUCCUAGUCUGGAAACCCUGGUGGCGUAGUGGUUAAGUGCUACGGCUACUAACCAAGAGGUCAGCAGUUUGAAUCUGCCAGGUGCUCCUUGGAAACUAUGAGGCAGUUCUACUCUGCCGUAUAGGGUCGCUAUGAGUCGGAGUCGACUCAAUGGCAGUGGGUUUGGUUUUUGGUUUUUUAAUCGUAGUCUCAGCCUUUUCUAGAAAUCCUAGGCAUCAUUAUCCUAAUUCCCUUCCUAACCAGUAGAGCUUUCUUUUUAUUACUACUUUCACUGAAGCUCCAGAUAGUGCUGUGCCCCCUCCUCUGCUGUGUCCUUUCACUCCAGGACACCAUUUGCCCUUCUGUUCGGAGGCCUCCCUAACUUCCCAGCCUGUGCUGCCUUUAUUAGAUCUACUUGUCCAUCUCACACAGCAUUGCACCUUGUUCCAUUGAUUAUUGCUGACUUGAAGCCAAAAUGGUUAAUCUGCUGCUCCUCCUGUAUGUUUCCCAUGCCCUCUUGCCACCUCGCCACUCCUGUGUCAUGUUUGCAGGCUGGCAUGAAACCUUUCUGGAGAUGUCCAUCAAAGGAAUUCAGAAGAGGCUCUGGGGAGCCGGGUCAAGACUAGGGUUUGAGGUUUGAGUCCCCAGGGCAGAAGAUGAGAUGACUGCAGUGAAGGACAGAUGCUAGAACUGUGGGACAGCACCUACUUUUGAAUAAAAAAACCCAGUGCCAUCAAAUUGAUUCUGACUUAUAGCAACCCUAUAGGACAGAGAAGAACUGCCCCAUAGGGUUUCCAAGGAACACAUGGUAGAUGUGAACUGCCAACCUUUUGUUUAGCAGUCAUAUCUCUUAACCACACUUGAACAGGCAGGAGGAAAAAGAGAAGCCAAAUAGCAAUGAUUGAAGUAAAAGCGUUCACUGCUGUGGUAGCUAAGGGAUGAGUGCAAAUUAUUAUUAUUUUUGUUUUUUAUUGUGCUUUAAGUUAAAGUUUACAAAUCAAGUCAGUCUCUCAUACAAAAAUUUAUAUAUACUUUGCUAUAUACUCUUAAUUGCUCUCCCCCGAGACAACCCUCUCCUUCCCUCCACGCUCUCUUUUCGUGUCCAUUCCGCCAGCUUCUAACCCCCUCUGCCCUCUCAUCUCCCCUCCAGAUAGAAGAUGCCAACAUAGUCUCAAGUGUCUAGUUGAGCCAAGGAGCUCAUUCUUCACAAGCAUCUUUUUCUAUCCCGUUGUCCAGUCCAAUCCCUGUCUGAAGAGUUGGCUUUGGGAAUGGUUUCUGUCUUGGGCUAAGAAAAGGUCUGGGGGCCAUGACCACCAGGGUCCUUCUAGUCUCAGACCAUUAAGUCUGGUCUUUUUAUGAGAAUUUGGGUUCUGCAUCCCACUGCUGUCCUCCCUCAGGGGUUCUCUAUUGUUCAAAUUGUUAAUGGCCAGUAGUCCCAAGUGCUACAGAGGUCAAAUAGAAAGAUGAAGAAAAGUGUGUGCUGUUUCAGGAACUUAGAGGAUCUGUCAUUGGUGACCCUGCUGGAAACAUUUAAUAAUGCAAAGGGAGAAGUUAGGCCCCAGCUGGUUUGUAAGAAGAAUUAGAAAAGGCCCCCUGCCCCAGCCCUGCACCUCCUUCUGGUGAACACAAUUCCCAAGCAUAGUUUGGUGAGCAGACAGUGCUUUUGUGAGAAGAAAAAAGGACCUUUUCUCCAUCCCUAGUACUAUGAGGGAAAUCCUGGUGGUAUAGUGGUUAAGAGCUAUGGCUGCUAACCAAAAGGUCAGCAGUUCAAAUCCACCAUGCGCUUCUUGGAAACCAUAUGGGGCAGUCCUAGUCUGUCCUAUAGGGUCAUUAUGAGUUGGAAUCGACUUGAUGGCAAUGGAUUUGGGUUUUGGUAGUACCAUGAGAAGGAUUUCAGGCUCCAGUUGCCCAACCUUUACCCUACCACCACUCCCUCUUUGUUUUUGGCAGGGGUGCCCUUGUCUAGGGUAGAAGUUUGUUCUGAUGAUCUUCCAACCACUAUUUCCCUUUCCCCUGAUUCUUUAGAGGAAGAUAGGUUAGCAUUGAUUUACACUAUUUAAAAGUUCUUUCUAAUUACAUCCCUGCCUUUUAUUUUACAUCAAAGAGCCCAUUCUACACUAACUCAGUUUCUUUUUUUAAAGAGCCUUUUUGAGGUACAGUGUAUAUACCAUAAAAUGCACUCAUUUUAAGUGUACAAUUCCAUGAUCAUUAGUAAAUUUAUGGAGUUCAAUCAUUACCACAAUUUAGAUUUUUCUUUUUGUAACAGUUAUAUUGAGAUAAAAUUCACAUACAAUUUGUCCAUUUAGGGUGUACAAUUCAAUGGUUUUUAGUAUACUCACUGAGUUGUGUAACCAUAACCACAAUCAAUUUGAGAACAUUUUCAUCACCCCAAAAAGAAGCUCCAUACCCUUCUGCUGUCAGCCUUCAGCCUCAUCACACACCCUCAUCCCCAGUCCUAGGCAACCACUAUUCUACCUUCUGUCUCUGUAGGUUUGCUUAUUCUGGACAUUUCAUAUAAAUGGAAUAUAAUAAGUGUUUUUUUUUGUGACUGGCUUCUUUCACUUAGCACAAUGUUUUGAAGGUUCAUGUUGUAGCAUGCAUUAGUACUUUGUUCCUUUUUUUAAUUGAGGUAAAAUUCACAUAACAUAAAAUUAACCAUUUUACUCAUUUUAAAAUGUACAAUUCAGUGGUCCUUAGUACAUUCACGGUGUUGUGCAACAGUGACCACUGUCUCAUUCCAGAACAUUUUCAUCAUGCCAAAAAGAAACCCUGUACCUGUUAAGAAGUCACUCUGGUAACCACUAAUUUGCUUUGUGACCCUAUAAGAUUGCCAAUUCUAGAUGUUUCAUAUAAAUGGACUUAUACAGUAUGGUCUUUUGUGUUUAGCUUCUUUCAGCCUAAUGUUUUCAGGCCUUAUCCAUGUUAUACUAUCUAUGUAUUAGUACUUCAUUCCUUUUUGUGGUUGAAUAAUAUUCUACUUUUUGUGGCUGAAUAUUCUACUACAUGAAUAUACUACACUUUAUUUAUCUCUUCAAUAGUUGAUGGACAUUUGGUUGUUUUCACUUUCUGGCUAUUGUAAAUCGUGCUGUUAUGAACCUUCUUGUGCAAGUUUUUGUUUUGAAUUCUCUUGGGUAUAUAUACCUAGAAGUGAAAUUGUUGGGUCAUAUGGUAACCCUACGUUUAACCUUUUGAGGAACUGCCAGUCUGUUUUCCAAAAUGGCUGUACCAUAGUACAUUCUCACCAGUAGUGUGUAAAGUUUCCAAUUUCUCCACAUCCUUGCCAACACUUGUUUUUUGUCUUUUUUUAUUCUAAUUAUCCUAGUGGGCCUGAAGUGGCAUCUCAUUGUGGUUUUGAUUUGCAUUUCCUGAUGUUGAGCAUUUUUUCUUGUGCUCGUUGGCCAUACGUAUAUGGAUCUUGGCUGAAAGAAUACCAGAAAGAUAUUUACCUGUAUUUUAUUGACUGUGCAAAGGCAUUCAACUUUGUGGAUCAUAACAAAUUAUGGAUAACAUUGUGAAGAAUGGGAAUUCCAGAACGCUUAAUUGUGCUCAUGCAGAACAUGUACAUAGACCAAGAGGCAGUCAUUCAAACAGAACAAGGGGAUACUGCAUGGUUUAAAAUCAGGAAAGGUGUGCAUCAAGGUUGUAUCCUUCACCGUACCUUUUCAAUCUGUAUGCUGAACAAAUAAUCUGAGAAGCUGGAUUAUAUAAAGAACAAGCAUCAGAAUUGGAGGAAGACUUAUUAACAACCUGCAAUAUGCAGAUAACACAACCUUGCUUGCUAAAAGUGAAGAGGACUUGAAGCACUUAACUGAUGAAGAUUAAAGACUACAGUAUGGAUUACACCUCAACAUAAAACAAAAAUCCUCACAACUGGACCAAUAAGCAAGCAGUAUCAUGAUAAACAGAGAUAAGAUUGAAAUUGUCAAGGAUUUUCACUUUACUUGGAUCCACAAUCAACACCCAUGAAAGCAGCAGUCAAGAAAUCACUGGAUGCAUUGCAUUGGGCAAAUCAGCCGCAAAAGACCUCUUUAAAUUAUUGAGAAGCAAAGAUGUCACUUUAAGGAGUAAGGUGUACCUGACCUAAGCUGUGGUGUUUUUAGUUGCCUCAUAUGCAUGGGAAAGCUGGACAAUAAAUAAGGAAGACCAAAGAAUUGAUGAGUUUGAAUCAUAGUAUUGGCAAAGAACAUUGAAGAGACCAUGGACCGCCCAAAGAAUGAAUGAAUCUGUCUUUGGAAGAAGUACAGUCAGAAUGCUCCUUAGAAGCAAGGAUGGUGAGACUGCAUCUCACAUACUUUGGACAAGUUAUCAAGAGGGACCGGUCACUGGAGAAGGACACCACACUUGGUAGAGUAGAGGGGUCAGUGAAAAAGAGGAAGACUCUCAGUGAGAUGGAUUGACACAGUGGCAACAACAAUGGGUUCAAGCAUAACAAAACUUGUGACAAUGGUACAGGACUAGGCACUGUUUCAAGUUCUGUUGUACAGAGGGUUGCUGUGAGUCGGAACCAAUUUGAUGGCACCUAACAACGACAAGGAGCAUUUACAUAUAAGUUUGUGUGGGCAUAUUUUCACUUCUUUUAGGAAGGUUCCUUGGGGUGGACUUGCUGUGUUGUAUGGUAAACUUAUGUUUAAUUUUUAAGUAACUGCCAAACUGUGUUCUAAAGUGAUGGUACUGUUGUUUAUCCCCACUGGCAAUGUAUGGGGGUUCCAGUUUCUACACAUCCUCACCAACACUUGAUAUUAUCUGUUUUUUAUUGUAGCCAUUCUAUGUGUAUUUGUGUACUGGGAUCUCAUGGUUUUAAUUUGCAUUUCCCUAAAGGCUUAAAAAAAAAAGAAAAAAAAAUUUUUUUUUAAAGGCUAAUGAUGUUGAGCACCUUUUAUGUGCUUCUAAGCCAUUUGUAUAAUUUUUUUGGGUGAAAUGUCUACUCAUAUUUUUUGCCCAUUUUCAAUGGUCUUUAAAAAAUAUUUUCAUUAUUGAGUUUUGAGAGUGUUUAUAUAUUAUGGAUACCAGUCCUUUAUUAGGUACAUGAUUUUCAAGUAAUUUUUCCCACCUUGUAACUUUUCUUUGAAUUUUAAUGGUGUCUUUGCAACACAUGAAUUUUUAAUAAUAAAAUCCAAUUUAUUAAUUUUUAAAAUUGCUCAUGCUUUUUUGUGCUAAGAACUUACUGCUUAACUGAAGGUCACAAAGAUAUUCUUACGUUUUCUUCCAGAAUUUUAUAUUUUUGGCUCUUAACAUUUAGGUUUGUAAUCCUUUUUGAGUUAAUUUUAUGUGUGGUCUGAGGUAAGGGUCAAAGGUUAUUAUGAUUAUGUAUUUUUAUUAUUUUUUGCAUACCGAUAGUCAAUUCUCCUAGUUCCAUCUGUUGAAAGCUUUGGGCAAGCACCUUCGAGCAGUGCAACUGCACAAGCACAGGGCCACGCUACCACGCGGUUGAAGAGACAGUGGUCAGCGUGAGAAACUCAUCAAGUUCCCUGCCUUAUGGGGCUCUCUAAAAUCACAGCAUCGGUAGUGAGCCGGUAAAAAUAGGACAAUUACGGAGGGCUUUUUUUGGCGUCCC
Molecule: messenger RNA, 14266 nt
Organism: Loxodonta africana (African savanna elephant)
Lineage: Eukaryota; Metazoa; Chordata; Mammalia; Proboscidea; Elephantidae
Gene: PIGO
Product: phosphatidylinositol glycan anchor biosynthesis class O
Exons: 11
Coding region: 4831-8106 (1091 amino acids)
Biological process (GO): GPI anchor biosynthetic process
Cellular component (GO): endoplasmic reticulum membrane
Molecular function (GO): mannose-ethanolamine phosphotransferase activity
Source: RefSeq, a predicted model, not a curated record